Molecule: messenger RNA, 3096 nt
Organism: Acytostelium subglobosum LB1
Lineage: Eukaryota; Evosea; Eumycetozoa; Acytosteliales; Acytosteliaceae
Exons: 6
Coding region: 1-3096 (1031 amino acids)
Molecular function (GO): calcium ion binding
Source: RefSeq, a predicted model, not a curated record
AUGGGUUGGAUCAAGCCCAAAUCCAUCACUUUCAGGAAGGCAUGGUGCACAGUCGAAGAGAACGACUACUUCUCAGUCCUAAAGAAGAAUAUUCCCAUUGCCCUAAUCAAUGAAGUAGUGGCCAGGAUACCUCAAAGUAGUGUUGGCGGUGAUCUUGUUAAUGUUGCAGAUUUCAAGAUAUGUUUAAAGAAUAAGGGAUGUCAGUGUAUUGGUGAAUCAAACGAAUGGGAGGAGAUACAGUGCAUGUGGAAAUGGAUCAAUGACAAUCUGAUACCAUCGGUACAAAAGAUGAACAAUGAGACCAAUGAGAUAUUUGAGUAUCUCUCACUCAAGUUCACCUGUCUCAGCAUCCACGAGGAGAACAACAAGGAACAAGAGAAAGAGCGCGAGCUCAAAGACAAAGACCUCAAGAAGAAGCAACGACACUUCAAGAAACGCUUCAGUCUCGACAACGAGACCCUGAUCACACAGUACUCUUGCUCAUUGAUGGACAAGAUACAGAGACAUGGAUGCAUGUAUAUAUCAGAGAACUAUGUUUGCUUUCAUAGUAGGAUCAUACCGACAAAGAUAAAGAUACCAUUCACUGAGAUGUCAGAGAUGAAGAAGGUCACACAUUCGAGUUACUUCAAGUUCCUGACAGACUCGAUAAAGAUCACGACGGCCGACGCUGGCAAGGAGUACAUCUUUCACACGUUCUUCAACAUUGACGAGACGUUCCAACUGCUCGAUCAGAUCAGAAAGUUUGCGAUGAAUCGCAUGCUUUGCUCGGCCGAGCAUGUCGACACACCACUGGCAUCGUCAAUGGGCGCCACGUCCUCGCCGCGUCCCAUGUCUCCAGCCAACUCACUUCGUUCAUCUGGCUGCUUCUACUCCAACAUGGCCAUGUCGCCCAAUGCCAAGGAGGACGCUUGCAGCUCAACAACAUCCAAUGGAAGCGCGGACCAUGGGGCAUGGGGCGGCAGCAAUGGUUGCACCUCACCAUCGUCGCCAAUGUCCAGCGCACCGCCCACACUCAACAGCUCGACGGCAAUUGAUAUGGCCAGCAGCCCAAGCGCGCUCGCCAUGUCUGGCUCGUACGGCGGCGGCAUUGGAGGCGGCGGCCAUCACACAUCCAUGAUCUCCAGCUUCAAGGAGAUACUGCAGGAGCAGCGCAAGCAUCAAGACUACCAAGACAUGUUCAGCCUGCCCGCCCAGGAGUUCCUGGUCGAGGAGUUCCAGGCCAGUCUGUGGAACAAUCAGCAUGACAUCACUGGCAAGAUCUACAUCUCAACAAACUUUUUGUGCUUUGGCCGUCCAGAUCUCCAGCUCGUGCUGCCACUGCGCGAGAUAACGGCCAUCACCCACGAGAAGGCCUUUGGCAACCGCGGCACAACAAUGCGCAUCUGUGUCGGCAGCCAGAAGUUCUACUUCUUCUCAUCGACGAUUGAGAUGCAGUACGAUGUUGUACGCCAGUUCUGGAUCGAUGUGGGCGGCAAUGGCAAUGAAGCCAUGGGCAGCUACGAGGACAACCACUCUCAUAUCGGCCUGCCCGAGUCCAUCAUCGACGGCACCUUCUCCGCGACAUACCGCAUGUUCCAACAGCAACAGAUGCAUCUAUUCGAGCAGUACUAUGCAUUCAACGGUCAAGGCAUUGCCAUGAUCAAGACCGAUGAGCUCAAGGCGUUGGUGCGCGGUGGUGUGCCCGAUCGCCUUCGAAGAAUCGUCUGGUUAUUCACCUCUGGCGCACUCUACAAGCCAUACUGCCAUCCCAACAACUACUACCAACAACUCCUUCAACAGCAUCAAGGCGAGACCAACCCAUCGAGCAACGACAUUGAGAAGGACCUGAGGCGUAGUUUCCCCGAGCAUCCAUACUUCCAAGAUGAGCAAGGUAUCCAAUCAUUGCGUCGUCUACUCACCGCCUACUCAUGGCACAACCCAUCAAUAGGCUAUUGUCAAUCAAUGAACAUACUUGGCGCCAUCUUCCUGUUGUUUGUGAAGGAGGAAGAGGCAUUCUGGCUGUUGUCAUCACUGUGUGAGGACUAUCUGCCGGACAACUACCGCCGCGGAAUGGUUGGCUCCAUUGCUGAUGGCAAAACUUUUGAGAGCCUGAUAUCGACCUACUUGCCCGAGGUCGACAGCCACCUCAAGAAACUGAGUUGUCCACUGUCUGUAAUAAUAGUGCCAUGGUUCCUCUGCCUGUUCAUGAGCAAUGGACAUUUGGAGCUGGGCCUGCGCGUGCUGGACUGCUUCUUCCUGGAGGGCACCAACAUCCUGUUCCAGGUGGCGCUAUCCUGCUUCAAGCUGCAGCAGGCGGCCAUAUUACGAUGCAAGUCGGCUGAGGAGGUGAUGCUGUUGUUCAAGGAUGGCGACUACAACGUGGACCAGCUGUUCACAAUGACACUCACCGAGUUUGACAGCCUGCCCACCGACAAGGUGGAGCAGAUGCGUAGUUCAAACAAGUACAUCGCCAUCAAGAACAUACAGAUCAACAAGAAGAAGUCCAAGGUCAGGGAAUGGAGUGACAGAUACAAUAUAUCAAGGUAUGAUUUAGAGUCUCUGUACGACCUGUUCCAAUCACACAUUAGUCUUAGCACCAGCCAGUCGCUGGGCAUUGGCAAGUCCAAGUUUGUGGAGAUGUGUAAAGACGUGUUGCCCAGUCCUUGGAAGUAUCGACUGGACAUUGUCAAUCAGAUAUUUAAACUGUUGGAUGAGGACAUGGACGACUUGAUCACAUGCGAUGAGUUUGUGCAUAUGGUUGCCAUCCUAUCCAAAGGUACACUGCAAGAACGUAUAAGAUUCUGCUUCGAUAUGUAUGACCUGGACCAUGACGACUGUCUAUCAUGCUCAGAGUUUAAGACCUUGUUGGAAUCACUGAUAUGUCUUUUGAAGCCAGUCAACCCUCUUCAAGCAUCAUUCGACAUUGAUUCAUUCAUUACCAAUACUUUAUGCUUGACGGAGCAGUCGAUACUGACAGUGGAUGAUGUGGAGGCCAACUUCCAGGAGCUUCCAACGACCAACCCUUCAAUUGUAGAUUUCAACCGAUCCUAUGAUGUCCAGUGGUCCACGUCAACAUCUGCCACCAACCUUAAUGGCAACAACAACAACAACCUGUAG